This is a messenger RNA of Suncus etruscus (white-toothed pygmy shrew), 5494 nucleotides long. It is a transcript of the gene SCN11A, whose product is annotated as sodium voltage-gated channel alpha subunit 11. Bases 4 to 5358 code for a protein of 1784 amino acids. The record is from RefSeq and is a predicted model, not a curated record. Gene Ontology annotation, molecular function: voltage-gated sodium channel activity. Gene Ontology annotation, cellular component: plasma membrane; axon; voltage-gated sodium channel complex. The transcript is spliced from 26 exons. Gene Ontology annotation, biological process: sodium ion transmembrane transport; neuronal action potential; membrane depolarization during action potential. Lineage: Eukaryota; Metazoa; Chordata; Mammalia; Eulipotyphla; Soricidae.
AGGAUGAAGAUGGAUGACAGAUGCUACCCAGUGAUCUUCCCAGAUGCAAGAAAUUUCCGUCCCUUCACUGCUGACACUCUCGAUGCCAUUAGGAAGCGGAUUGCCAUCCAAAAGGAGAAAAAGAAGUCCAAAACUCUGACAUCAGAUGAACCCCCACCUCGACCUCAGCUUGAUUUGAAGGCUUCCAGGAAGUUGCCCAAGCUCUAUGGUGAUAUUCCCCGUGAGCUGGUGUCAAAGCCCUUGGAAGAUUUAGACCCAUUCUACAGAAACCACCAGACAUUUAUGGUAUUGAACAAAAAGAGGACAAUUUACCGCUUCAGUGCCAAGCGUGCCUUGUUCAUUCUGGGUCCUUUCAAUCCAAUUCGAAAUUUAGCCAUGAGAAUCUCUGUUCAUGCCCUGUUCAGCAUGUUUAUCAUCUGCACGGUCAUCAUCAAUUGUGUGUUCAUGGCCUCUACUGGGUUGAACGAGAACGCAAAUAAAACUGCCGAGUAUGUCUUCAUUGGGAUUUAUGUUUUUGAGGCUUUAAUAAAAAUUUUGGCAAGAGGUCUUAUUUUGGAUGAGUUUUCUUUCCUUCGAGAUCCAUGGAACUGGUUGGACUCCAUUGUCAUCGCAACAGGGAUUGUUUCGUUGUUUCCAGAAGUCACAGUCAACCUGUCAGCCCUGCGUUCCUUUCGAGUAUUGCGAGCUUUAAAAGCAAUUUCUGUGAUUUCAGGUCUGAAGGUCAUUGUUGGGGCCUUGUUGCGCUCUGUGAAGAAGCUGGUAGAUGUGAUGAUCCUGACUCUUUUUUGCCUCAGCAUCUUUGCCUUGGUAGGUCAGCAGCUCUUCAUGGGAAAUCUGAGUCACAAAUGUGUAUUGAAAGACUGUGUUAAUCGGACGAAGAAUAAUUCUUAUGAAGAAUAUUGCUAUGAAAAGAAAAAUAAUUCCAAUGAAUUCAGAUUGUGUGGCAACUGGAUGGAAAAUGAAAGUGCCUGUUCUCCUGGAUUUGAGUGCCAUAAUACAGCUUGCAAUCCAGACUAUGGUUAUACAAAUUUUGACAACUUUGGCUGGUCUUUUCUUGCUAUGUUCAGGCUUAUGACACAAGAUUCCUGGGAGAAAUUGUAUCAACAGACCUUACGGACCUCAGGGCUCUAUGCAGUCUUCUUCUUUGUAUUGGUCAUCUUCCUGGGAUCUUUCUACCUGAUUAACUUAACUCUAGCAGUAGUCACUAUGGCUUAUGAAGAACAGAACAGAAAUGUAGCAGCUGAGACAGAGGCCAAAGAGAAGAUGUUUCAGGAAGCCCAGCAACUAUUAAGGGAGGAGAAAGAGGCUCUGAUUGCCAUGGGAAUUGACAGAAGUUCACUUAAUUCCCUUGAAGCAUCGUCUUUUUCCCCAAAGAAAAAAAAGCUAUUUGGUAGUAGUACAAGGAAGUCCUUCUUUGUGAGAAAGUCUAGGAAAGACAAGCCUUCAGGAUCAGAUUCUGAAGAAUAUUCUCCAACAAAGCCACCUCUCUUAGAACAAACCAAAAGACUGUCCCAUACUCUCUCAGUGGACCACACCGAUGAGCUCGGAGACCCCUUCCAAAGGCAGCGGGCACUAAGUGCUGUCAGCAUCCUCACCAUCACCAUGCAAGAACAAGAAAAAUCACAGGAGCCUUGCCUCCCAUGUGGGGAAAACCUGACAUCCAAAUACCUCGUGUGGAAUUGUAGUCCCCUUUGGAUGGCUAUCAAGAAGCCCCUGAAGAUUGUGAUGACGGACCCUUUUACUGAACUGGCCAUCACUCUCUGCAUCAUAGUCAACACAGUCUUCUUGGCUAUGGAGCAUUACCCAAUGGAGAAAGAUUUUGAGAAUAUGCUGAACACAGGGAAUUUGAUUUUUACUGGCAUUUUUUUGGCAGAAAUGUGCCUAAAAAUCAUCGCACUUGAUCCCUACCAUUACUUUAGCCGAGGCUGGAACAUUUUUGACAGCAUUGUUGCUCUUCUGAGUUUUGCUGAUAUAAUGUACACUUGGAUUGUAGAGAAGAUGUAUGAUCGGACUCGAAGGUCCUAUUUUCGUUCUUUUAGAGUGCUGAGGAUCUUCAAAUUAGCCAAGUCCUGGCCCACUUUAAACACACUGAUAAAAAUCAUUGGCCACUCUGUCGGAGCACUUGGAAACCUCACUGUGGUCCUGGGUAUCGUGGUCUUCAUCUUCUCAGUGGUCAGCCAUCAGCUUUUUGGAUCUACAUUUAAUGCCACGAAUACUGCUACCAACUCCUGUGGCAUUCCUCAGACAGUCUCAGAACGGAACAGACGUUGGCACAUGGGGGAUUUAUUUCAUUCCUUUCUGGUGGUGUUUCGCAUCCUCUGCGGGGAAUGGAUUGAAAACAUGUGGGAAUGUAUGCGGGAAACAGACGACGCAAUGUGUAUCAUCGUCUUUUUGUCUAUCAUGGUGAUAGGAAAACUUGUGGUACUCAACCUCUUCAUUGCAUUGCUGCUCAAUUCCUUCAGCAAUGAAGAGCAAAAUGGAAACCUAGAAGAAGAAAUGAAGAAAACCAAAGUUCAUUUAGCCUUUGAUCGAUUCCACCGGGCCUUUUGUUUUUUGAUAAAUACAAUUCGACAUUUUUGUUGCCAGCACUGCAGGAGGCAAAAAUUAGCAAAACCAAAAGAGAUGACAGAUGGGUUUGCCACAGAAAACAAAGGGAUUAUUCCCCUGACAGGGGGCCCAUGUACUGAAUUUGGAGUUCCAACUUCUACAUCCAAGACCUUGGGUGUUGGCCAGGAUCGGAUUUGGCUGGCUCCACUUGCAGAGGAAGAGUAUGAUGUUGAAUAUCUUCCCAAAGUUAAUGUACAGCCUAUCAUGCAGCCUGAGGCUGAGAAAAAGGCCUAUGAAAAUCCCCAGGAGACUAAGAACAUAAACAGUCCAGGAAUUCCAAGUGUAGAAAUUGUGUUUUCUGAUGAUACCUUUCCCUCAGAGCAGAAUCCUCGAAAGAAUUCUGAUGCCCUGAGCUUGUUCUCAGAAUGUAGCACUAUUGAUCCACAGGAUCCCUUUGGGCGGGCAACUGAAAUAGUUCCCAAGAAGCAGCCAGGUAGAUGUUUGCCUAAAGGCCUGCUGUUUUGCUUUCCAUGCUGUGUUGUAGACAAGAGAAAGUCCCUCUGGAUGCUCUGGUGGAACCUGCGGAAAACCUGCUAUCAAAUAGUGAAACACAGUUGGUUUGAGAGCUUUAUUAUCUUUGUGAUUCUCCUGAGCAGUGGGGCACUGGUAUUUGAAGAUGAUCAGCUCAAAGAUAAAAAACACAUCAAAGAGUUACUUGAAUUUACUGACAAAUUUUUCACAUUCAUUUUUAUGCUGGAGAUGUUUCUGAAGUGGGUGGCUUUUGGAUUUAGGAAGUAUUUUACAAAUGCCUGGUGUUGGCUGGAUUUCAUAAUUGUGAUGGUCUCUGUGCCCACACUCAUCGAGUUAAACAUCUUGAAACCCUUCCGGAUUCUCCGAGCACUGCGUCCCCUGAGAGCUCUCUCUCAGUUUGAGGGAAUGAAGGUGGUGGUCUACGCGCUCAUGGGUGCAAUACCUGCCAUUCUGAAUGUCCUGCUUGUCUGCCUUGUAUUCUGGCUCAUCUUUUGCAUCCUGGGCAUAAACUUCUUUUCUGGAAAAUUUGGAAAAUGUGUGAAUGAAACAGACGGGAACUCCCCUUUGAAUUACACUUUUGUAGCAAACAAAAGUGAAUGUGAAAGCAAAAAUUUAAACUGGACCAACCUCCGCGUCAAUUUUGAUAACGUGGGGAUGGCUUAUCUUUCCCUGCUGCAGGUGGCAACAUUUAAGGGUUGGUUGGAUAUUAUGUAUGCAGCUGUUGAUUCCAGAGAGCAAGGACAACAGCCAGGCUAUGAGGUGAAUGUAUACAUGUACAUUUACUUUGUCGUUUUCAUCAUCUUUGGCUCAUUCUUCACUCUGAAUCUCUUUAUUGGUGUUAUUAUUGACAACUUCAAUCAACAACAAAAAAAGAUAAGUGGCCAAGACAUAUUUUUGACAGAAGAACAGAAGAAAUACUAUAAUGCAAUGAAAAAAUUAGGAUCCAAAAAACCUCAAAAACCAAUUCCAAGGCCUCUGAACAAAUUCCAGGGUUUCGUGUUUGACAUAGUCACAAGCCAGGCCUUUGACAUCAUCAUCAUCAUCUUCAUCAUUCUCAACAUGAUUUGCAUGAUGGUGGAAUCCCAUGGACAGCAUCCCACCACAGAACAAAUACUUGAUAAUCUUAACGCAGCCUUUGUGGUCAUCUUUACAAUCGAGUGUCUCAUAAAAAUCUUUGCUUUGAGGCAAUACUACUUCACCAAUGGCUGGAAUUUAUUUGAUUGUGUGGUCGUGGUCCUUUCUAUUGUUAGUACAAUGGUUUCUGCCUUGGAAAAUCAACACAUUCCUUUUCCUCCGACCCUCUUCAGAAUUGUGCGCUUGGCUCGGAUUGGUCGGAUUCUGAGACUUGUUCGGGCCGCACGAGGAAUCCGGACUCUCCUUUUCGCUCUGAUGAUGUCCCUUCCCUCUCUAUUCAACAUUGGUCUUCUGCUCUUUCUGGUCAUGUUUAUUUAUGCCAUUUUUGGUGUGAACUGUUUUAGUAAAGUAGAACCAGAGGCUGGGAUUGAUGACAUCUUUAACUUCAAAUCUUUUGCCCACAGCAUGCUCUGUCUCUUCCAGAUCACCACAUCCGCAGGCUGGGAUAGUCUUCUCAGCCCCAUGUUGAAAUCAAAGGAUUCCUGUGACUCUGAGCCAAAAAACUGUCACCUCUCGACCAUAGCCAUCAUCUACUUUGUCAGCUACAUUAUCAUCUCCUUUCUCAUUGUUGUCAACAUGUACAUUGCUGUGAUUUUAGAGAACUUCAAUACAGCCACUGAAGAAAGCGAAGACCCUUUGGGGGAGGACGACUUUGAUCUCUUCUAUGAGGUCUGGGAAAAGUUUGAUCCAGAAGCGACACAGUUUAUCAGUUAUUCUGCCCUUUCGGAUUUCGCAGAUGCCCUUCCUGAGCCUUUGCGCGUGCCCAAACCCAAUAGAUUUCAGUUCCUAGUAAUGGACCUACCCAUGGUGAAUGGAGAAAGACUGCACUGCAUGGAUAUUCUCUUUGCUUUUACCACAAGGGUGCUUGGUAAUUCCAGUGGCCUGGACAGCAUGAAAGCGAUGAUGGAAGAGAAGUUCAUGGAAGCCAAUCCUUUGAAGACUUUGUAUGAGCCCAUAAUCACCACCACCAAAAGGAUGGAAGAGGAAAAAUGCGCUUCUAUCAUUCAAAAGGCCUUUCGAAAGCACAUGAUCAGAAUGACGAGGUGUCUCUUGGAAGACAGGCCUCACACAAUGCUUCAGACACUCUACAAUGGAGAUGUGCCUAUCUCUGGAGUAAAGUCUGAGGACAAAGUCCACAAUGACUGAGCCUUCAAUAGCUUCCCUUACAUCACACCCUUGAGCUACUAGGGAGUCCUCAGUUGAGUAUGAACAAGCGAACUCUAGGAGCAAGCCAUUCACAUUGGUUUCAGCUGAAAGAAAUGAAAAGUCAGCAUUUCCUUAA